Papaver somniferum (opium poppy) is the source of this 780-nucleotide messenger RNA. RefSeq lists its product as uncharacterized. NCBI's taxonomy places the organism in Eukaryota, Viridiplantae, Streptophyta, Magnoliopsida, Ranunculales, Papaveraceae. The record is from RefSeq and is a predicted model, not a curated record. The transcript is spliced from 3 exons. The coding region runs from base 1 to 780 and encodes 259 amino acids.
AUGGUGCUGGUGAAUAAACUCAAAAGACUUAAGAAGGUUCUUAUUCUAUGGAAGACUGAAAGAUUCAAGAGAUUCUCUGAGAAAGUUUUAACUUCCAAAUCUUCUAUGGAUGAAGUGCAGAGACAAUUACAGGCUCAACCUUUGAGGAAUGAUCUAGUUUUUAAAGAAAAAGAAGUUUUUAAGACCUAUUCUAAACUAGCUAGGUAUUUUUUCAAAAGUGCUUGGUCUGUGGUGGGGGAUGAUUUUGUUGCUGUUAUUACAAUUUUUUUCAAGACAGGCAAGUUACUUAAAGAGGUAAACAGUACUCUCAUUACUCUUGUUGCUAAAUGUGAUAAUGCUUCCAAUGUUUUUGACUUCAGACCCAUGUUUUGUUGUAAUGUCAUCUACAAGUGUUUGACAAAAAAAAUUUCUUCUAGAAUGAAGUUUAUCUUAAAGGGUUUAAUUAGUUCCAGCCAGUUUGCUUUUAUAUCAGGGAGGUCCAUUCAAGAUAAUAUCCUUUUAGCUCAUGAAAUUGUUAGGAAUUACCAUAAAUCUGGUGGUAGUCCUAGGUGUGCUCUCAAAAUAGAUCUUCAAAAGGCCUAUGAUACUGUCAGUUGGGAUGCUAUUGCUGUUGUGAUGAGGAAAUUUGGAUUCCCAGAGAGAUUUUUUGAUUGGGUUAUGCAACAAGUGCUGGCUGGAAAUUAUGGGCUACACCCAAAGUGUAAGGGCACAAAUUUAACACAUUUGUGCUUUGCUGAUGACAUUCUUGUUUUCUUCAAAGGCAAUGUGAAAUCUGCUUAG